Molecule: messenger RNA, 4679 nt
Organism: Cheilinus undulatus (humphead wrasse)
Lineage: Eukaryota; Metazoa; Chordata; Actinopteri; Labriformes; Labridae
Gene: tjp3
Product: tight junction protein 3
Exons: 30
Coding region: 316-4290 (1324 amino acids)
Biological process (GO): positive regulation of blood-brain barrier permeability; cell-cell adhesion; establishment of endothelial intestinal barrier
Cellular component (GO): bicellular tight junction; plasma membrane
Molecular function (GO): cell adhesion molecule binding
Source: RefSeq, a predicted model, not a curated record
CCAGUGACAGAGGGAGCAAGUGGACCUAUUUGACUUUGUGAACCUGUGGGAAAAGGAAUGAUGAAGGCUAUGGAUCAGCGCUUUGGAGUUAUGGUCACUUGAUAUUUCUUAUAGAGGCAGAGAACCAUUAUUUUUUUGGACAUUUUAGGUUGAAUUCCUUGAAGUUUUCUUUAUUUUUUGGACGUGUAUCAGCAACACGGAUGGCAGGGUCAUUUCAUGCCUAAACCAUCUGGAUUGUAGUGUUUCUGUAUCAGUCAUGGAAAAAAGGUGACCUGAGUCAGUCAGCAGUGUUUUGAAAGGAGACAGCGAUCCAUCAUGAAUCUGACGCAGCGAAUGAAACUACUCAAGCACUUUGGCUCAGUGCCCCCGGAGCCUCCUCCACCUCUGCUGGUGGUGCCUAGACCCGGUAUGGAGGAGCUGACAAUAUGGGAGCAACACACGAUAACACUGAACAAAGAUUCAAAAGUGGGGUUUGGCUUUGCCAUAUCAGGAGGCAAGGACAAGCCUCACCCAGAUAGCGGGGAUACUACAGUGGUGGUGUCAGAUGUGCUGCCAAAUGGACCAGCGAUGGGCCGGCUGUUCAACAAAGACCAGAUUGUGAUGGUUAAUGGAGUGUCUAUGGAAAAUGUCCACUCAAACUUCACCAUUCAGACUCUGAAGUCAUGUGGCAAAACUGCAAACAUAACAGUGAAACGCCCUCGCAAGAUCCAAAUUCCAGCUACCUCCAGACCAUCCCGGGCUGCCUCCCAUUCCAACCUGCUGGACCAGGACCCCCCCCGAAGAACGCGCCGCUACUCUGAUGGCAGCGACAACAGAGAUGGCAGCCGCUACCGUGCCCGCAGCUCCUCACCAAACCGUAAUGGUUAUGGAACUCUACCACUGAUGUCAUCAGGAUACAAGAGGCUGCCAUAUCAGGACGUUCCAGACAAACCUAUCAGAACUACGCUAGUUAAAAAGAGAGUCACAGAUGAGUACGGAUUGAAGCUGGGCAGUCAGAUCUUCAUCAAACACAUGACAGACACAGGGCUGGCAGCAAAGGAAGGGACGCUGCAGGAGGGAGACCUCAUUCUCAAGAUCAAUGGCAUGACGACAGAGAAUCUAUCGCUGCUGGAGACCAAGCACCUGGUGGAGAAGAGCAGGGGCAAAUUAACCAUGACAGUCCUCAGGGACGAUCGCAAGUUCCUCGUCAGCAUCCCUGAGGUGGAGGACAGUGCCCCCAACAGUGAGGAGGACCGCCGCCGAGAAAGCAGCUCUGAACUAGAAGACAUUUCAGAUAUUGAUGCCCCACCUCACAGAUCCCGUCAAACAGCCAGAGAAAAACGGACACGAAGAACGAGAGCUGAACCACCACCAGCCAGAUCUCGGGAUGCGUCACCUGUGCGCUCUACCCUGCCUCGUCCUCCUGCAAGAACCCACGCGUCCCGCAGAGCUCCUUCAGAAUCAGAGUCAGACCACAGCAUUUCUCCUCCUGUUAUCAGGAGGGCCAGUCCAGACACAAGAGAUUACUCCAGCAAAUACAAAAGUCUGCCUGGCAUGUCCACCCUCCCCAACCCUCGGUCCUCUCCUGUAGUCCAAAAGUGGACCGCCUCCCGCCCCUCAUCCUCUGCCUCACGGCCUCGCAAGCCAGUGUCGGAGUCAGACUCUGAUCACAGUCCAUCCCCUCCACCUCCACCACGCAGAGAGAGCCCUCGCCAAGACAGCAGAUAUAAGUCUCUUUCUGAACUGCCCCCUGCAGUGAUAGGAGCCAUUGACCGCCAGGAUCUGCCAAGGAGGGUCAAUUCUCCUGUCAGAAUCCCAGCCCCAGACUCUGAUUCAGAUCCAGAGAUCAGCUUGGCGCCUCCUCAGAGGCAGAGCACCACGUACAGUCAAGACUCCCUCAGCAGAUACAGAGUCCUGCCGGAGGUUUCCCUGCAACCACAGGUAGAGCCGCCACGAUGGAGCAACGCUGAAAUGAAUCCAACUCCUAAAGCUCGUUCAGGAUCCGAAUCAGAGGCCAGUUAUGCGUCUGUUCCUCGAAGAGAUUCUACAGACAGCACAAACUCCAACCCAGCUAAAACUCGAGUUAGAGUCCUGCCUGAGAUGAAACCCACACCAGUUGCUAUGAGGCAGGAACCCCCUCGUCGCAUCCCGUCACCUGCCAGACCACCUCCAGACGAUUCCUCAGAUUCAGACCAGCUUUCCCAUCUAAGAAGGUCUGGGAGCUCUGAGCGUGGGGGCAGCGGGCGCAGGGCUCCCCCUGCUGCAAAUGGAACAGGGAAGUCUGGGAUAUCAGUGAAGAGUAACCCACCAGUCUACUCCAAGUCUGCUGAAGAGCCCAUCUACUCACUGCCUCCAGAUUCGUACCCAUCACCUAACCCAGGGUACAGCUCAGACGUUCAUACAGUGUCGUUUGUAAAGGAGGGCAGUGUGGGGCUGAGGCUUGUGGGGGGAAACGAUGUUGGUAUUUUUGUUGGCGGAGUUCAGCCCAACAGCCCUGCAUAUGAAAAGGGAAUGAAAGAAGGAGACCAGAUCUUGCAGGUAAAUAAAGUGGAUUUUGGUCAUUUUACACGAGAAGAGGCAGCAAACUUCCUCCUAAACAUCAAGAAAGGAGAACAGGUUGAAAUCUGCUCCCAGAACAAGAUGGACCUUUAUAAGAAAAUUAUGAAAUCCAACUUGGCCGACAACUUCUACAUUCGCACCCAUUUUGACCAUGAAGCAGACAGCCCCAUUGGUUUGAGCUUCACCCGAGGGGAGGUGUUCAGGGUGGUGGACACGAUGCAUCGGGGGAAGCUGGGCAACUGGCUAGCCGUCCGUAUGGGGAAUGACCUGCAUGAGAUGGAUAAAGGCACUAUCCCAAACCAGGCAAGAGCAGAGACAUUUGCCAGCAUAGAGCAGGCACAGCGGGCAAGUGGGGAAAGGCAGGUGUCGGGGCCAAGGGCUGAGUUCUGGAAACUACGUGGGCUCAGAGGGAACAAAAAGAACGAAAAGAAUUACCGACGGAGUCGUGAUGAUCUACUGCAGCUCACUAUUCAGGGCAAAUUCCCAGCUUAUGAAAGAGUCCUGCUCAGAGAAGCUAAUUUCAAACGACCUAUUGUUAUUAUGGGUCCUCUCAAUGACAUUGCCAUGGGGAAGCUGGCCAAUGAGAUGCCUGAUGAGUAUGAAGUGGCAGAUAUGGUUCCACGCAGUGGAAGUGGAGACAGCGGCUCCACAGUUAUCAAACUGGACACUGUUAGGAAAAUAGCAGAGAAGGACAAGCACCCUCUUCUGGACAUCACACCCACUGCAGUGGAAAGGCUGAACUACAUCCAGUAUCACCCCAUGGUGCUGUUCUUGGAUCCCCAUAGCCGUAAGGACGUCAAAGCCAUGAGGCAGAGGUACAAUCCCGACUCCAACAAGAGCUCGAGACGCCUUUACUCACAGGCACUCAAACUAAGGAAACACUGCAGCCAUCUUUUCUCAGCACGUAUCGACCUGCAGCCUGGCUCCAGUGCCUGGUAUCAGAGUCUGAAAGAUAAGAUCCGCCACCAGCAGUCAAAACCUGUCUGGGUGUCUGAAGUCACGUUGGAGACUGGUGGAGAACAGGACUUGGAUGCUUUGGACCAAACCCAGUCAGACUACCUCAGUGCUGCCAGUGAUCUGGAGGACACAGACGGAGAAGCUUUCACUGACGGAGAGGCCUACACUGACAACGAGGACCUGGAGGAGGCUUACCCUGGUCAGAACGCAGCCAGGUCCAGCAGAGAUUCUAGGCAGGCAGGAGUUGCUUUGGCCCGAUCAUCUGAGCCCGCUUAUGGGGACCCCGAACCCCAAGCAGACACAUACUCCCUCAGAGAAAUCCCACCCUUGAUGCACGUGCCUGAGCCUAGAUCACUCCGCAGGGAUAACCCCAGCCCACCUCGCAGCCCUGUUGAGGAGGAAGAUCAUACUAUUCGCAGUUUCACAGACUCAGAUUUUAGUGCACUUGAUGUAAUUCAACCCAACACUCCAUCAGAUGGACCUCCAGAUUUUAUAGCCCCAGACCCCACCACACGGUACUCGAUGAAUGAGCCUACAAAUACUGCUGAGGUGCAGCCUGAGAGCCCACAGCACGCCACACUGACUGCCAUUGAAGAGAAACUACAAGAGGCUCGCUCUGCAGAGGCCCAGCCACAGGCACAAGCUGAGGAGAGGAAGGGCCCAAAUUUUAUUGUGCUGGCACAUCAUCACCAAGCGGUUCAGUUCAGACGAACACAGAUCCGAGGCAGCGACAGCUCAGACGAUGACGAGGACGAGGUUGAGGACUUUGAAUGGGGCCCUGCAACAGAACUUUAGUUUGCAUUGAGGAUCAAAGACGGAGUCUAAUGAUUAAAAGGACUGAAAAAUUUUUCACUCUGAGAAGAAACUCUUGAAUCCAAAUCAUUUGGUACAUGUUGCUGCAGAAGCAAACAUUUCUAAUUGCCUCAACCAGGCAUGGAUUUGUAAAGAUUGUUUUUUCAAAAUUUCUACUACCUGCUAUUGCCACUUAAAUAUUUUACCAUAAAAAUUCUAAGAUCAAAGUGCCUUAUUUCUUUUAUAGUUCUUAUUAAGAUUACUGCAUAUCACUCAUAUCAGUCUUCGACUUCUAUGUUACUGUAUGUAACCUGUAAACAAGUUUUAGUUUUAUUAGAAAUUUCAUUUAAUGCUAAUUUUUAUAGAAAUAAAUAAGAGCAUUAUUAAACAUA